AUGAAGUUUCUCCUAUGGAUCUGCGUGUUCUUCAUUGGCCUAUCCCAGGGUUACGUACGCUUGACAAAUCUUAAGUGUGAAAGCUUAGACAAAUCUUAUAUAGAUUUUCCGGAAUGUCGACUUAAAGUGCUUGGCAGAGGAAUAAUCGGCGCAAACAUACAUGUGAAGCUUCUGAAAAUACCAGUGAAUAAAAUGAUCAUAAGAUUUAUCACAUAUCGAAAGCUUAGCGGCUACCACCCGUUCCUAUUUAAUGUUUCCAAAGACCUUUGUCGUACAUUAAAGUAUCCGAAUCGCCAGGAUGUGUUCUACUACGUUUACAGAGCAUUUUUGCCCUUUUCCAACCUCAAUCAUACCUGUCCCUACAAUAAUGAUGUUUACGUGAAGAACUGCACCUUGGACGAACGGAUGUUUUCGAAGGUUCCUUUACCAAAGGGAACCUAUUUGCUUACUCUUGAGAUGAACGAUGGCAUCAUAAACUGGGUUUCUAUUGUGUCAGUCUACUUUGAUAUUGAUAUGGAUUAG
Molecule: messenger RNA, 522 nt
Organism: Drosophila rhopaloa
Lineage: Eukaryota; Metazoa; Arthropoda; Insecta; Diptera; Drosophilidae
Exons: 2
Coding region: 1-522 (173 amino acids)
Source: RefSeq, a predicted model, not a curated record